CUACGUAGCCUACUUCCGCUCGAUAAGGAUUUUGCUACGAGAGUCUGGUUAGGACCAGGCUAAUCAAUAGGCACACCGUCUGAUAGUCUUAUUCAGGGGCUUUUAUCCUUGUAGACCUGCCCUAAAAGUAACUUAACUGUGUUUUAACAUUUUGUUGUAGCCUACUAGUCGUAUCGUCCUUGGCCAGAACGCUACAGAGUUCCACUUAUUCCAAAACUUGUAUCUUCUCUCCCCGUGGUUCCAAAUUGUAUUUUACUACAGCUUUAUCAGGGAAAACCUGCCGAUGUAUUUCAUUGACAUGCAGUGUGACAAAAGGCACGUCUGUAGCCUAUCAUGGAACGAUAAACGAAUUGGGGCCCCGGCAAUUGGUGGGGUGGAGUUGUAAACGUGAACUUUCACACGUACGCAUGAAUACAAGGCGGACAGUGAAAAGUGGCAAAGUCCACACGAAAAAUGUUCGUUCUUGGGGUUUGCUCGUUUGCUUUCUUGGCGUUAUCACUGACCUUAGGUGAAGAGACGCACGAUGGAGGUUGGCAGUGUACCGGUGCGGUCGACAGCCAGUGUUCUAAACCAUACGGAGUUGAUCUUGGAACCACAGAUUCAGAGGUGUCUUAUGAGCAGCUGAAAGCCAUUUUGUCCAGUGGCAACGUCCAACUGUUUGAUGUCCGUGAUCCGGAUGAGUUUAUUGACGGGAGGAUUCCAGGUUCUGUAAACCUCCCACUUGGAGAACUCCAGGACGCUUUGAAACUGAGCCCAGUUCAGUUUCAUCAGAUGUUUGGAGUAUCACCUCCUCAGAAGGAUGACACCAACAUUGUGCUCUAUUGCCAAAGAGGGCGUCGGAGUGCAAGCGCGCUUAACACAAUGUUGGCUCUGGGCUUUAACAGGGUUCGUCAUUAUGCUGGAGGGUACGCUGAUUGGGUCCAGCGUGAACAGCACUGAAGAUCCGCUCGAAAACAUCCAGAGAAAUCCAUCCAUGUGCUGUGAAAUGUACUGAACUACUUGAGACAAAGGGAUCAGGGAUUUAGUUGAAGAAAUUACAAAUGAGGCAGGGUCAUUUUGCAAAGACCAAGAGAUAUUAUUUUAUAUCUCAGGAAUGAGAAAUACUGUAGGCCUGCAAAACAGUCACUGGAAAUCUUAAUCAUGCCUCUUACCCGAAAAGGCUUUUGGGUAGGUUAAACAAGGUUCAAUACUUUUUCUGCUAACCAAUGAAACACUGAGAAGUGAUGACAGUAUGAGUGGAUUUGGAUGAUUUCAUUAUUUCUCGUUGAAAAAAAUAGUAACGACUUGCAAAAAUGUUAUGACAGCAGGGGAAUUGUAAUCACUUUUUUAUUCAGAUGUUUUUUUCAGUGUACUUGAAAGUUACACGCCUUUGUCUUUACAGAUCCCAUUCUCCAUUAAAUUGUGCUCAUCAUAGAGCUUCUUGAUAGCUA
Messenger RNA from Hypomesus transpacificus, 1430 nucleotides. Its product is annotated as thiosulfate:glutathione sulfurtransferase-like. Gene Ontology annotation, molecular function: thiosulfate-cyanide sulfurtransferase activity. Lineage: Eukaryota; Metazoa; Chordata; Actinopteri; Osmeriformes; Osmeridae. The record is from RefSeq and is a predicted model, not a curated record. Gene Ontology annotation, cellular component: mitochondrion. The transcript has 4 exons. Bases 454 to 939 code for a protein of 161 amino acids.